AUGGAACAACCACCUCCCCCACCCGUUCCCGGGCGACUCACCCUGAAAACCACAAGCUCAGCCCUUGGCGCGACAAGUCCUCCACCUGGUCUCGCCGGAUCCAGCGCAAUGUCUCCCGGUGCUCAAACGCCAUCAGGCGCGCCAAAGAUCAAAUUGGUGCGAAAAUCGCUUCCACCCACCCCCGCCGAGCCGAAUCCUCCCUCUGGCUAUUUCCCAGCAGCGAGUUCGACAGCAGAGGAGGUCGCCGUCGCUCCGCCCGCCCCAAAAAUCACAACUACCAAGGCUGGGAGAAGACCAAAGCCCACACUCAAGAAGAGGGCUCAUCAGAGUGAUGACGAUGAGGACAUACCAUUAGCCAAUGGAUCCGGACCACUAGCCAAGAAGACGAAGAUUACGCUCAAACCAACAACUCCCGGCGGCACCAUUUCAACUAAACCAACGCUCAAAUUGAAGCCAGUUGGCAAGAUUCCUCACCGGCCUCUCGGCGAAGGCUACGACUCGGAGGCGGAAGAUCGCGAGAUUGAUCCGGUUAUCGAGGAACAAUUUGUCAUGCGCUUUAUGGACAACGAAGACUGCGAUUAUAUACGACAGUGCAUCACAGAAAAGAAAAUCGGCAAUGGUGCCGAAGUCAACUUUAAGUUUCUGGACGACGAAGGUCGACGUGCUGUGUGGAUUGUUCGCGGGAAGUACUAUGCGGCGAUUCUCCUCGAUCUCCCUACCAUCACUGAGGGUAUGAAGACGUGGGAUAAAAAGGCCAUGGUCAAGUCCGCGGAUAUUUGUCAGAUGAUGUUGGUCUUUGCUGAAGUCAGGAACGAGGAGGAGGCCAAGACUGCGCCGCUGCCAAAGGCUGUUGAGCACGGUCAUCGCUGGCCACACGGUAUAACGCCCCCAAUGCACGAUGCCAGAAAUCGUCGUUUCCGCAAGCGAUUGUCGAAGCUCGAGAUCCAGAACAAGGAGGCCGAGGUGGAAAGGUUAUUGGCGGCUGAUCGGGAGGCUGUCAGCACCAGGACGGAGGUUCUAGACAGUAGAAUUGUCGAGGAGUCGGAGUCUGAAGAUUAUGAGGAGGAUGCUGAGGGUGAAGAGGAUGAUGAGCAACUCGAUAAGGUCGAGGAGGAGCUUGACGAGGCUGCGCUGAUGGAUGCUUUCAUGAAUGCGCCAGAGACGCCGAUGGAGGGUCUUGAUCAGCCUACGCCGGCUGUUGCUCCUGAUGCUGUUACGCCACUUACCGCUAAUACUGGUACUCCUGUUGCCCAGACUGAGGAGGAGGAAGUUGUGGAGGAGGAAGAGUCAGAAGAAGAUGAAGAGGAGUCAGAAGAGGAUGGGGAUGAUGAUGAUGACGAUGGAGAUGAAGACGACCAUGACGACAAGGCCAGUGUGCGAGCGGAGAUUGCUAAUCUCAAGAAACAGCUCAAGCAAUACGAGGAGAACCUUGCCAAGUCGGUCGGUGCGAUUAUUCGGAAGCGUAUUGAGGCUUCGAUCAGGAGUGUCAAGUCGGAGAUUGACCUCAAGAUGUCUUCUAUCGGUGAGGUUGAGGAUUAUUGA
Messenger RNA from Podospora pseudocomata, 1542 nucleotides. RefSeq lists its product as uncharacterized. The record is from RefSeq and is a predicted model, not a curated record. NCBI's taxonomy places the organism in Eukaryota, Fungi, Ascomycota, Sordariomycetes, Sordariales, Podosporaceae. Gene Ontology annotation, molecular function: RNA polymerase II general transcription initiation factor activity. The transcript has a single exon. Gene Ontology annotation, cellular component: transcription factor TFIID complex. The coding region runs from base 1 to 1542 and encodes 513 amino acids. Gene Ontology annotation, biological process: transcription initiation at RNA polymerase II promoter; RNA polymerase II preinitiation complex assembly.